This is a messenger RNA of Lycium barbarum (goji berry), 2223 nucleotides long. Its product is annotated as NAC domain-containing protein 54-like. Lineage: Eukaryota; Viridiplantae; Streptophyta; Magnoliopsida; Solanales; Solanaceae. The record is from RefSeq and is a predicted model, not a curated record. The coding region runs from base 131 to 1789 and encodes 552 amino acids. The transcript has 6 exons. Gene Ontology annotation, molecular function: DNA binding. Gene Ontology annotation, biological process: regulation of DNA-templated transcription.
UAUAUUGGUCUUGACUCGUCAUCCUUGUGUUUUCCAUUUUUGGGUGUGAAGGACUACCCAAGUGAUCAAUUUUAAUUCCAGCUAAUAGUAUAUAUCAAUUAAGUUGAAGAGAAGCUGCAAAGGAAAUAUAAUGGCAGCUGUUUCAUUGCCACCUGGUUUUAGAUUUCAUCCAACUGAUGAAGAACUUGUUGCUUAUUAUUUGAAAAGAAAGAUCAAUGGUCAGAAAAUAGAACUGGAAAUUAUUCCUGAAGUUGAUCUUUACAAAUGUGAGCCAUGGGAUUUACCAGGGAAGUCCCUAUUGCCUAGUAAAGAUCUAGAAUGGUACUUUUUCAGUCCUCGUGACCGUAAAUAUCCAAACGGAUCGAGGACAAAUCGGGCAACGAAAGCAGGAUACUGGAAAGCCACUGGAAAAGAUAGAAAAGUAAAUUCACUGAUGAGGGCUGUGGGCAUCAAGAAAACAUUAGUGUAUUAUAAAGGAAGAGCACCUAAUGGAGCUAGAACUGAUUGGGUUAUGCAUGAAUAUCGUUUAGAUGAAAGAGAAUGUGAAGUUGCUAAUGGCUUGCAGGAUGCUUAUGCACUUUGCCGUAUAAUCAAGAAGAGUUUGAAUGCUCCAAAAAUGGGAGAUCCUUAUACUAGUGCAUCAAGUGAUCGAUCCUCCAGCAUUGACCUUUAUUCUGAGGGAAGAUGUGAUAGUGAUAUGGAGAUCUCUGAAUAUAGAAGAUCACCAUCAGCUACAUUGAAUGUAGCUGCAGGUCCAAGUGAUGACAAAUGGAUGCAAUAUUUUUCAGAUGAAGCUUUUAAUUUCAACAGUCCAUCAUAUCAACAUUAUGGAACAUCCCCAUAUGCACCACCCAAGGUAAAUGUAGCAUUAGAGUGUGCAAGGUUGCAGCAUAGAUUUGCAUUACCUUCAUUGGAGGUUCAAGAUUUUCCACAAGCUGGCUAUGUUAAUUCCAGGAAUAACCCUCCAAAUACAGUUAAUCAAACAGAUAUAGUCCAAGAAAUCCCUUCAGUUGCUCAAGCUGCACAGGAUCAUAUUAUAAAUCAAGAUUCAUGGGGUGGAAAUAAUUAUGCUCCAGCUGAUGAUUUUUCUUUUUUUCCUAUUGAACAAUUUGGUGAAGAUUUUAAAUCUGAAAGAAUUGUAGAAAAUUUGAGAUGGGUUGGAAUGUCAGAGAUGGAUCUUGAUAAGACAUUUCUUGAAGACUACAAGACGGUUCCAAUAGAAAGUAUUUCAGGUGUCUUGAAAGAAGAGUACGAGCUUGAAGGAGAAACAAGUAGUCACAACAACAGCUUCAAUGAAUUCAACAAACAAGAGGACAAUUUCUCCCCAUGUUUUGAAGUUUAUGAGAAGAUUGAAAUCAACCAUGGACUGUUUAUAGCUACUCAACAAACACCCAAAACAUUCUAUCAUCAAGUGGUUCCUUCCAAAACUCUCACAAUUCAUCUAAACCAUCUUGAAAAAUUCCAUGAUGACUCAAUAAUAAAAGUACCCCAGAAAAAUACAAAUUUUCUUGAUUGUUUUUUGAAGAAAAAGCUAUUGAUCACUAGGCCAUGGAGGAAAGCAAUGAGCACAUUGGUGGGUGUGAUUGCAAUUUUACAUACUUUUUGGGUGUAUUUCAGCUUAUAUUUGGAGAAUGAAGGACCCAUAGGAGAAAAUAUGGAAAUUUUUCAAGAAUAUUGCUUCAUCAAGGAGAAGAACAAGAAAGCUCAAGAAAAGAAAUGGCGUUAUUUCCCACUCUUAUUAGCUCUUUCUACCAUUUGGUUGCAAAAUAUUAUACCUAAUUCCUUUUGACCUUCUUCUUAUAAUUAUUUUUUACUUUUCAUUUUUUUUUAAAAAUAUUUUCCGAAGAUGUAACUUCUUGUAUUGCUAACCACAUUUGUUAUUAGGAAGCCAUGACUUAUUUAGUGCCCGUGAAUUUGAUGCUAAAGGUGUCUUGAUAUACUUGUAUUUUGGUUUUUUUAUUGAUACAUCUAAUGAACACAUUUCUUAUAGUGAUAUACUACUAUUAUUUGUGAUUGAUUUCUUUUCCGAAUCGGAUACUAAACGUAGGGUUAAAUUUAUACAUGGUUCCUUAAAGUUAUAAAGUAAAGGGUCAAAAAUACCUCUCUACUUUAUUUUAUUAGCUAAGUUUCCCCUCCGUUACAAGUUGAGACUAUUUACACCUUUGCCCUUAUCAAAGUUACCAAAACAACCUCCAAAUCAACCUCAACUCUCCAAUUUCAUUU